Mycetomoellerius zeteki is the source of this 571-nucleotide messenger RNA. Its product is annotated as cytochrome b-c1 complex subunit 7. Gene Ontology annotation, biological process: mitochondrial electron transport, ubiquinol to cytochrome c. The record is from RefSeq and is a predicted model, not a curated record. Bases 105 to 434 code for a protein of 109 amino acids. Lineage: Eukaryota; Metazoa; Arthropoda; Insecta; Hymenoptera; Formicidae. Gene Ontology annotation, cellular component: respiratory chain complex III. The transcript has 4 exons.
AACAUACUCAUGUCGCCAUUUAAUUUUGGAUACGUCGGCUGCGAACUACGCGUAGUCCAUCAAAUUUCCGCACAGUCCUCAUAGAAAGCAUCGUAUCCUCUAAAAUGAGCAAGCCAAUGAAUCUGUUGAUCAGCGUCGGUUUUAGGAAAUGGUGCUACAAUAUCAGCGGAUUUAAUCAAUUAGGUUUAAUGGCGAAUGAUUUAUUGAACGAUGCAAUCCAUUCGGAUGUAGCAGAAGCAUUGAGACGCCUUCCUCAGGAAAUUAUAGAUCAACGUAAUUUCCGUUUAGUGAGAGCCCAACAGUUGAGUGCUUGUCAUAGAAUCUUGCCCAAAGAACAGUGGACUAAGUACGAAGAGGAUGUAGAGUAUCUUAGGCCGUAUCUCGACGAAGUUCAAAAAGAGAUAGAGGAGAAAAAGAGAUGGGAAGAGUCAUAAAAUGUAAUUUAGCUUAUGGUUACUAUAGUAAUGGAACAAAGAUUCUCCGUUCUUUAAUGCACAUUUCAUGAAGAAGAGCUGGUUUGUACAUAUUAAGAUGAAUAGAGAUUAAAUAAAUUAAAUUCGUUUGUUCGAAA